AUGUCCGGUUCAGGAGCACCAAUCUACGCUGCCAAGAGCACCAUUCGCUCGCUUAAAAACUUCUCCAAGGGCUACACAGAUAUUCAAGGAAAGGUCCGCACAGCCACCUCCAACGACCCAUGGGGUCCCAGUGGCUCGCAGAUGAACGAACUCGCCCACGCCACUUUCAACCAGCAGGCCUUCUUGGAGAUCAUGGAGAUCCUCGACAAACGCAUGAACGACAAGGGCAAGAACUGGCGCCAUGUCUUCAAGGCAUUGACUGUUCUGGAUUAUCUGCUGCAUGUUGGAUCGGAGAACGUUGUCAAAUACGCGCGCGAUAAUCUCUACAUCGUCAAGACCCUCAAAGAGUUCCAGUUCAUCGACGAAGAUGGCAAGGAUCAAGGAUCCAACGUUCGUCAAAAGGCCAAGGAUAUCACGGCAUUGCUCACGGAUGAGGCGCGACUUAAGGAGGAGAGAAGAACCAGAUCAGCCAUGCACGACCGUAUGAGUGGACGUGCUCCUGGUGAGGGUCAUCACAACUAUAACGCUACUACUCCUACCUAUGAGCGCCCAGGUGCCGGCGAUGAUGAUCGUGAACUUCAGAGAGCUUUGGACGAGAGCAGACGCAUGGCCCGUGAAUCCCAAGGCGACAACAGUGAUGAUGAUGAUCUGAAGAAGGCUCUGGCGCUCAGCAAGAAGGAGGAACAAGACAGAACCAAGAAGGUCGAGCAGUACAACGAGUUUUCCAUGACCGAGGACUGGGAGGCUGAUGCCAAUGCCAAGAAGCAGCAGGAGAACAACAACAGUAACAACAACACAGACUUUUUCGGCAACGAUUUUGGCGGCCAGGGUCAGAUGGGUUUUGAUAACAACAACAACAACAACAAUGGCUUCAACAACAACAACUUUAACGACAACUUCAUUCAGUCGCAGCCUACCGGAUUAAACAACCCCUACCUUCAGUUCCAGCAGCAGCAGCAGCUUCAGGAGCAGAUGCAGCAGCAGAUGUUGAUGCAACAACAGUUCCAGCAGCAGCAGCUUUUGCAGCAGCAGCAGCAAGCUUUCAUGAACCAGAUGAACAAUCCUUACCAGCAGCAGCUCAUGCCUCAGAUGACUGGUGCGCCCUCUAUUGGAUCCAACAACCCCUUCAGCGCCAACAACAUCCAGAAGGCCGCUGCCAACCAGCCUUUCCCUGAUUCGUUCAAGUCUGGUAUCAACGGCAACAACAACGGCUUUGGAGGAAACAACAACGGAUUCGGUAACAGCAACAAUGGGUUCGGCAGCAACAAUGGAUUCGGAAGCAACAGCAACAACAAUAACAACAGCAACUCCUUGGGCGAUCUUGCGUUCCUCCAGAAUGUGAUGAACCCAGCAGCAUCCGCUGCUCCUACUCCUGCUGCUCCCGCAGUGCCUGCUGUCCCCGUCGCGAAGGGUCCUAAUGCUCAUGACGAAAAAUAUGCUCAUUUGGCCUUCGCUCUUUCUAACCGCGAGGAUGGCAUGGAUACCUUUGGCAACACUGGACAGCUCCGUCUCCCAAGUCAUCACACGGCGAGUGCCCCAGUCGCGUUGGGCGGUCAGAUUACAGGUGCUUCAAACCCUUUCCAGCGCUCCAACAUUGGUGGCAUGACCAGCAACCAGAACAACAACAACCCCUUCCAGGGUGCAAACGGAUUUGUUGCAUCGAACCCAACAGGCUUUGGUGGCGUCAACGGAAACUCCAAUGGUGCCUACAGCAACAACACCCUGUUCUAA
Linnemannia hyalina is the source of this 1731-nucleotide messenger RNA. Lineage: Eukaryota; Fungi; Mortierellomycota; Mortierellomycetes; Mortierellales; Mortierellaceae. The record is from the annotation of a GenBank genome assembly.